Molecule: messenger RNA, 1722 nt
Organism: Geosmithia morbida
Lineage: Eukaryota; Fungi; Ascomycota; Sordariomycetes; Hypocreales; Bionectriaceae
Product: CTP synthase
Exons: 4
Coding region: 1-1722 (573 amino acids)
Biological process (GO): pyrimidine nucleobase biosynthetic process; CTP biosynthetic process
Cellular component (GO): cytoplasm; cytoophidium
Molecular function (GO): identical protein binding; CTP synthase activity
Source: RefSeq, a predicted model, not a curated record
AUGAAGUACGUGCUAGUAUCUGGAGGUGUCAUUUCGGGCGUGGGCAAGGGCAUCAUUGCCUCGAGCACUGGCCUCCUGCUCAAGAGCAUGGGGUACACCGUCACCAUGCUCAAGAUUGACCCGUACCUCAACAUUGACGCCGGAACCAUGAACCCCGUUGAGCACGGCGAGGUGUACGUGCUCGAUGAUGGCGGUGAGGUCGACCUGGACCUGGGCAACUACGAGCGAUACCUGCUAUCGACACUCACCAGGGAGAACAACAUCACGACGGGAAAGAUCUACCAAAAGGUCAUUGAGAGUGAGCGUCGCGGUGACUAUCUCGGCAAGACGGUCCAGGUCGUCCCUCACGUCACCAACGCCAUCCAAGAGUGGGUUGAGCGUGUCGCCCGCAUCCCUGUCGACAAGUCGCAGGCGCAACCCGACGUCUGUGUCAUCGAGCUGGGCGGUACCGUCGGCGACAUUGAGAGUGCGCCGUUCGUUCACGCCAUGAGCCAGCUGCAGAGGCGGGCCGGCAAGGGCAAUUUUCUACAGAUUCACGUUUCCUAUGUUCCCGUCAUCCCUCCCGGGCCCAAGGGCGAGCAGAAGACGAAGCCGACGCAGAGGGCCGUGAGCGACGUUCGUAGUGCGGGUCUACACCCGGACCUGAUUGCGUGCCGAUGCGAGCGCCCGCUGGAGCCGGCAAUCAUCGACAAGGUGGCCAACAUGUGCCAGGUGGAGAACAAGCAGGUGAUUGCGGUGCACGACGUGUCGACGACAUACCACGUCCCCCUCCUGCUAGAGCAGCAGGGCAUGGCCAAGACGGUGGCGGACCUUCUCCAGCUCGAGGGGCUUCCCACGUCGGUCGAGCUCCGUAGCAAAGGCCAGUCGAUGUGGAAGGAGUGGGUGGGCCUCGCGACGGGCCAGGACUUCAUCUCGGAGACGGUGACGAUCGCCCUGGUCGGCAAGUACACGACGCAGCCGGACGCGUACAUAAGUGUGCAGAAGUCGCUGGAGCACGCGGCACUGCACUGCAAGAAGAAGCUCAACGUCAUCUGGGUGGAGUCUGGCAACCUGGAGGACUCGACGCAGCAGGAGGACCCGGCCGAGUUCCACAAGGCGUGGCACGCCGUGUGCACGGCCGACGGCAUCCUGGUCCCCGGCGGAUUUGGGCUGCGCGGCACCGAGGGCAUGAUCAAGGCCAUCACGUGGGCGCGCACCAAGAAGGUGCCCUUCCUGGGCGUCUGCCUGGGCAUGCAGCUCGCCGUGGUCGAGUACGCGCGCAACGUGUGCGGCCUGUCGGGCGCGGGCAGCGAGGAGCUGCAGCCGCAGUGCGAGGACCUGGUCAUCAUCUACAUGCCCGAGGUGGACAAGGGCAAGCUCGGCGGCACCAUGCGGCUGGGCAAGCACCCGUCCGUCUUCCAGCCGGGGACCGAGUGGUCCAAGCUGCGCAAGCUGUACGGGUCGGCGUCGGAGAUUUACGAGCGCCACCGUCACCGCUACGAGGUCAACCCGGCGCUCAUCGGCCGGCUGGAGGAGGGCGGCCUCAACUUUGUCGGAAAGGACAGCAAGGGCGAGCGCAUGGAGAUUAUCGAGAUCGAAGACCACCCUUGGUUCGUCGGUGUCCAGUUCCACCCCGAAUACCUCAGCCGCGUGCUCGACCCGAGCAGGACUUACCUCGGCUUCUUUGCCGCUGCUGCCAAGUGCCUUGACAAGAUUACCGAGUACAGCGCUACUCUGAACUAA